This is a messenger RNA of Sinocyclocheilus anshuiensis, 441 nucleotides long. Its product is annotated as cation-independent mannose-6-phosphate receptor-like. Gene Ontology annotation, molecular function: D-mannose binding; insulin-like growth factor binding; signaling receptor activity. NCBI's taxonomy places the organism in Eukaryota, Metazoa, Chordata, Actinopteri, Cypriniformes, Cyprinidae. Gene Ontology annotation, biological process: lysosomal transport. Gene Ontology annotation, cellular component: trans-Golgi network; plasma membrane; late endosome. The transcript is spliced from 3 exons. The annotation marks the transcript as partial. The record is from RefSeq and is a predicted model, not a curated record.
GCAAACCCUAUAUGGCUGAGGCCAAAAAUGAUCAGGACACCUAUAUCUUCUAUCUGAACGUGUGUGGGGAGACCAGCGCUGGACAGUGUGUUGACAACAAAGGUUACGUGUCUGCCUGCCAAGUCAAAGACACGGAUAAUGUGAAGAAGAUUGCUGGGAGAUUCCAGAACCAAACUCUGAGAUAUUCAGAUGGUGAUCUCACGCUAAUCUACCCAGACGGCAGCAGAUGCAGCACUGGAUUCCAGCGCAUGACCAUCAUUAACUUUGAGUGCAAUGCAACGGCUGAGUAUGGCCAGCCGGUCUUUACGGGAGAGUCUGACUGCACGUAUUACUUUGACUGGCAAACAGCAUACGCAUGUGUGAAGGAGAAGGAAGACCUGAUGUGUCGAGUCACAGACAACAAGAAGCGUUAUGAUCUGUCGCCUCUUACGCGUUACCCAG